This is a messenger RNA of Hyaena hyaena (striped hyena), 4995 nucleotides long. It is a transcript of the gene MAST2, whose product is annotated as microtubule associated serine/threonine kinase 2. Gene Ontology annotation, molecular function: magnesium ion binding; microtubule binding; ATP binding. The record is from RefSeq and is a predicted model, not a curated record. Lineage: Eukaryota; Metazoa; Chordata; Mammalia; Carnivora; Hyaenidae. Gene Ontology annotation, cellular component: microtubule cytoskeleton. The transcript has 27 exons. Bases 59 to 4939 code for a protein of 1626 amino acids. Gene Ontology annotation, biological process: intracellular signal transduction; peptidyl-serine phosphorylation.
GUUGAGCCUUCCAAGAAGAGGCAGCUUUUGUCGGACAAGUAACCGCAAGAGUUUGAUUAUGACCUCUAGUACAUCACCUACCCUACCACGGCCACACUCACCGCUUCCUGGCCACACAGGUAACAGUCCUUUGGAUAGCCCUCGGAAUUUCUCUCCAAAUGCACCUGCUCACUUUUCCUUUGUUCCUGCCCGUAGCCAUGGCCACAGAGCUGACAGGACUGAUGGACGGCGCUGGUCUUUGGCCUCUUUGCCUUCUUCAGGCUAUGGAACCAACACUCCUAGCUCUACUGUCUCAUCAUCAUGUUCCUCACAGGAAAAGCUUCACCAGUUGCCCUUCCAGCCUACAGCUGAUGAGCUGCACUUUUUAACAAAGCAUUUCAGCACAGAGAGUGUACCAGAUGAGGAGGGACGGCAGUCCCCAGCCAUGCGGCCCCGUUCUCGCAGCCUCAGUCCUGGACGGUCCCCAGUUUCCUUUGAUAGUGAAAUAAUAAUGAUGAAUCAUGUGUACAAAGAAAGAUUUCCCAAGGCCACCGCACAAAUGGAAGAGCGUCUUGCAGAAUUCAUUUCCUCCAACACUCCGGACAGUGUGUUGCCCUUGGCAGAUGGAACCUUGAGCUUUAUUCAUCAUCAGGUGAUUGAGAUGGCCCGAGACUGCCUGGAUAAAUCUCGGAGUCGUCUCAUUACAUCACACUACUUCUACGAGCUUCAAGAGAAUUUAGAGAAACUUCUGCAAGAUGCUCAUGAGCGCUCAGAGAGUUCAGAAGUGGCUUUUGUGAUGCAGCUGGUGAAGAAGCUAAUGAUUGUCAUUGCCCGCCCAGCUCGGCUCUUGGAAUGCCUGGAGUUUGACCCUGAAGAGUUCUACCACCUGUUAGAAGCAGCCGAGGGCCAUGCCAAAGAGGGACAAGGGAUUAAAUGUGACAUUCCCCGCUACAUCGUUAGUCAACUGGGCCUCACACGGGAUCCCCUAGAGGAAAUGGCCCAGUUGAGCAGCUAUGACAGUCCUGACACUCCAGAGACAGAUGAUUCAGUUGAGGGCCGUGGGGCAUCUCUGGCUAAAAAGACACCCUCUGAAGAGGACUUCGAGACCAUUAAGCUCAUCAGCAAUGGCGCCUAUGGGGCUGUAUUCCUGGUGCGGCAUAAGUCCACUCGGCAGCGCUUUGCCAUGAAGAAGGUCAACAAGCAGAACUUGAUCCUACGGAACCAGAUCCAGCAGGCCUUUGUGGAGCGUGACAUAUUGACUUUUGCUGAGAACCCCUUUGUCGUCAGCAUGUUCUGUUCCUUUGAGACCAAGCGCCACCUGUGCAUGGUGAUGGAGUAUGUAGAAGGAGGAGACUGUGCUACUCUGCUUAAGAACAUCGGGGCCCUGCCUGUGGACAUGGUGCGUCUGUACUUCGCAGAAACCGUGCUAGCCCUGGAGUACUUACACAACUACGGCAUCGUGCACCGUGAUCUCAAGCCUGACAACCUCCUGAUUACAUCCAUGGGGCACAUCAAGCUUACUGACUUUGGCCUUUCUAAAAUUGGCCUCAUGAGCCUGACAACAAACUUGUAUGAGGGCCACAUUGAAAAGGAUGCCCGGGAGUUCCUGGACAAGCAGGUAUGCGGGACCCCGGAGUACAUUGCGCCGGAAGUGAUCCUGCGUCAGGGCUAUGGGAAGCCAGUGGACUGGUGGGCCAUGGGCAUAAUCCUGUAUGAGUUCCUGGUGGGUUGCGUCCCUUUCUUUGGAGAUACUCCGGAGGAGCUCUUUGGGCAAGUGAUCAGUGAUGAGAUUGUGUGGCCUGAGGGGGAGGAUGCACUGCCACCAGACGCCCAGGACCUCACCUCUAAACUGCUCCACCAGAACCCUCUGGAGAGACUGGGGACAGGCAGUGCUUCUGAGGUGAAGCAGCACCCAUUCUUUACUGGUCUGGACUGGACAGGACUUCUUCGCCAGAAGGCUGAAUUUAUUCCUCAACUGGAGUCAGAGGAUGAUACCAGCUACUUUGACACCCGCUCUGAGCGCUACCACCACGUGGACUCAGAGGACGAGGAAGAAGUGAGUGAGGAUGGCUGCCUGGAGAUCCGCCAGUUCUCAUCAUGCUCUCCAAGGUUCAGCAAGGUGUACAGUAGCAUGGAGCGGCUCUCAUUGCUCGAGGAGCGCCGGGUGCCACCCCCCACCAAACGCAGCCUGAGCGAAGAGAAGGACGACCGCUCCGAUGGCCUGGCAGGGCUGAAGGGCCGAGACCGGAGCUGGGUGAUUGGCUCCCCUGAGAUAUUGCGGAAGCGGCUGUCAGUGUCUGAGUCUUCCCACACCGAGAGCGACUCAAGCCCUCCACUGACAGUGCGACGCCGCUGCUCAGGCCUCCUGGAUGCUCCUCGCUUCCCUGAGGGCCCUGAGGAGGCUAGCAGCACCCCCAGGAGGCAGCAGCUGGAGGGUACAUGGCUUCUGACACCCCCUUCUGGAGAAGGGGUAUCUGGGCCUGUCCCUGAACGGCCAGUGGAGCGGCGGCUGAAGCUAGACGAGGAGCCCACUGGCCAGAGCUGCAGCUCCAGUCCAGCUCUGGAGACUCGAGGAGGCCGCGGGACCCCACAGCUGACCGAGGGAGCCACAGCCAAGGCCAUCAGUGACCUGGCGGUACGCAGGGCCCGCCACCGGCUGCUCUCCGGGGACUCUGCAGAAAAGCGCACCACUCGCCCCAUCAACAAAGUGAUCAAGUCCGCCUCAGCCACAACCCUGUCCCUUCUCAUUCCUGCAGAACACACCUGCUCUCCAUUGGCCAGCCCCAUGUCCCCACAUUCCCAGUCAUCCAACCCAUCAUCCAGGGACUCUUCUCCAAGCAGGGACUUUUUGCCAGCUCUCAGCAGCUCGAGGCCCCCCAUUGUCAUCCACCGAGCUGGCAAGAAGUAUGGCUUCACCCUACGGGCCAUUCGUGUCUACAUGGGUGACUCAGACGUCUACACUGUGCACCACAUGGUGUGGCACGUGGAGGAUGGAGGUCCAGCCAGUGAGGCGGGGCUUCGUCAGGGUGACCUCAUCACUCAUGUCAACGGGGAGCCUGUGCAUGGGUUAGUGCACACGGAAGUAGUGGAGCUGAUUCUAAAGAGUGGAAACAAGGUGUCUAUUUCAACAACGCCCUUGGAGAACACAUCUAUUAAAGUGGGGCCAGCUCGGAAGGGCAGCUACAAGGCCAAGAUGGCCCGAAGGAGUAAGCGGAGCCGAGGCAAAGAUGGGCAAGAAAGCAAGAAAAAGAGCUCCUUGUUCCGGAAGAUCACCAAGCAGGCAUCUCUGCUGCACACCAGCCGUAGCCUUUCUUCCCUUAACCGCUCCUUAUCAUCAGGGGAGAGUGGGCCAGGCUCUCCUACACACAGCCACAGCCUUUCCCCCCGAUCUCCCACUCAGGGCUACCGGGUGACCCCUGAUGCUCUGCAUUCAGUGGGAGGAAAUUCAUCACAGAGCAGCUCCCCCAGCUCCAGCGUGCCCAGUUCUCCAGCCGGCUCUGGACACACGCGACCCAGCUCCCUACACGGCCUGGCACCCAAGCUCCAGCGCCAGUACCGCUCUCCGCGGCGCAAGUCGGCCGGCAGCAUCCCUCUGUCACCGCUGGCCCACACCCCUUCCCCACCGCCAGCAGCUUCACCCCAGCGCUCCCCAUCGCCCCUGUCUGGCCAUGGAGCCCAGGCCUUCCCCACCAAGCUUCACUUGUCACCUCCUCUGGCCAGGCAGCUCUCACGGCCCAAGAGUGCAGAGCCGCCCCGCUCACCACUACUUAAGAGGGUACAGUCAGCUGAGAAACUGGCAGCUGCGCUUGCUGCUUCUGAGAAGAAACUAGCCACUUCUCGGAAGCAGAGCCUUGACCUGCCCCACCCCGAGCUGAAGAAGGAACUGCCACCCAGGGAAGUCAGCCCUCUAGAGGUGGUUGGGACCCGGAGUGUGCUGUCUGGAAAGGGGGCGCUGCCAGGAAAGGGGGUGUUGCAGCCUUCUCCCUCAUGGGCCCUAGGCACUCUCCGGCAGGACCGGGCUGAACGGCGAGAGUCACUGCAGAAGCAGGAAGCCAUCCGUGAGGUUGACUCCUCAGAGGAUGACGCCGAGGAGGGGCCGGAGAACAACCAAGGUGUACAGGAACCAAACUUGGCACCAAGCCCAGAAGUGAGCCAGGACCCACCCCUCAGAGGAGCAGGAGAGGGUGAGGAAGAGGAUGCCUUCUUGUCCAGGGAUCCCAAGAGCCAAGGCCCAUCAGUCCCAAGCCUGUUGACAGAGACCACACUGAAGGAUCCCAGAAUGGAAGGCCCUAGUGUCCCUCAGAGGAGGCUUGGGAUCCCACAAGCCUUUGAGGAGGCUGCCAGCUCCUCAUCACACCCCCCCAGCCUAAGUAAGGCUGAACCCACAGACCCUAUCCCUCCUGAAGGCUGCUGGAAGGCCCAGCACUUCCACACCCAGGCACUAACAGCACUUUGUCCCAGCUCUUCAGGACUUCUCCCAACCAGUCACUCUGCUGUCCCCUCAACCUCUGGAGAGCCAGGCCCAUGGGCCUGGAAAUUUCUUACUGAGAGUCCAGACAGGGCAUCCCCAAGCAGAAAGGCAAUGAUGGAAGGUGGGAUGGCCAGCUCCCAGGAUUUGGAAACCAUUACUCCAGCCCACCCUGAGAACCUGUCUCCCAGAGACGAGGGGAAGUCAUGGCCACCUGGUGCCCCUGGGCCGGUCCAUCCACCUUGUGAGUUUCCCCGCCAAAGCUGGUUGUGGGAGCCUGAAUGUGCACAAAUAGAGAAAGAAGAGCCAGCCCUGGGCAUCACCAAAGUGCCUGAUGCCUCAGGUGAUAGGAGGCAGGACAUUCCACGCAGAAGCUGCCCCCUCACCCAGGAGCCUGGGCCCAGCCCACUCCAGAGGGGCCGAGACCCAGUGGGCCCUCAAAAGCAUCAGGACUUGGGAUUGGUGCCUGAUGAGCUUUUAAAGCAAACAUAGCAGUUGUUUGCCAUUUCUUGCACUCAGACCUGUGUAAUACACGCUCUUGGAAACCA